Messenger RNA from Bipolaris victoriae FI3, 276 nucleotides. RefSeq lists its product as hypothetical. The annotation marks the transcript as partial. The transcript has a single exon. The record is from RefSeq and is a predicted model, not a curated record. Lineage: Eukaryota; Fungi; Ascomycota; Dothideomycetes; Pleosporales; Pleosporaceae.
GGGAACGAUCCUGGCAUGGUAGCAGAUAUAGCUAUGAUGAUUUCUACAUAUGUAAGCACCGAUUCAAUUUUGGUAGUGAGUCCAAGGCGUAUGAUAAGAUCUGAUGGUCAUCAGGUAUAUCGCAGCGGGCGGCCAGGCGGCGGUGGAGUGACUUGGAGCGAACGGACCACAACCGCUGACUACAUUCAGGAUAAUGCUAGGAGUCCUUAUGAUUCUUCACCAGAAGUUAUUAUCAUGCUUAUUUGUUGUAAAGCAUGCCCCCCAAAGUUGCAUUAG